Saprolegnia parasitica CBS 223.65 is the source of this 1473-nucleotide messenger RNA. RefSeq lists its product as hypothetical. The record is from RefSeq and is a predicted model, not a curated record. Bases 15 to 1334 code for a protein of 439 amino acids. Gene Ontology annotation, molecular function: U6 snRNA binding; metal ion binding; pre-mRNA binding. Gene Ontology annotation, cellular component: Prp19 complex; U2-type catalytic step 2 spliceosome; U2-type catalytic step 1 spliceosome. The transcript has a single exon. Lineage: Eukaryota; Oomycota; Saprolegniomycetes; Saprolegniales; Saprolegniaceae.
CCGACCGAGACGAGAUGGACGGAGGUGGCGUGAAGCGGCCCCACGACGACGAGUCGCUGCCGCGCAAGCUCACGGCCGUCGGCGUGCAAGGCCCGACGGGCGCUGCAUACACGGUGUACGAGAAGAACUGGCACUGCAAGGACUGCGGGCAAGAGAACUACGCGCGCCGGCCACGCUGCAUGCGCUGCCGGGCGGCCAAGGUCGCUGCGCCGGACGCGCUCGUGUACACAGCGGCGAACCACGAAAACAAGUGGCGCGAGGCGCUGGACCCGUCGACGCAGAAGAUCUACUACUACCACAUCGAGACGAAUGCGACGCAGUGGGAGCGUCCCAAGGAGAUGGGGGCGGCGCCGCACUCGACGGGCUGGUUUGGCCGCGGCCAAGCUGGUAUUGACAACGCGAGCAAGUACGAAGAUCUCAACACGCGCCUUCUUCAGCGGCCCGCGCGCAAGCAGAUCGAUGCGAUGCCGACCAAGAACACGCGCAUGGAGGGCGGGAACGAGUACAACAUUUGGUACGACAAGUACGUCGGCGAGAACUGGGACCACACCAAGGGCCAGGACCCGGCCGAGCACCGCUGCUGCCUCGAGACGGACGGCGGGUACACAAAGGCUGACAAGAUUGGCAAGUCCAACAAGUUUUUCUGCCUCCACUUUGCCCGCGGUGGCUGCGCGCGGGGUACCGAGUGCAACUACUUUCAUCGGCUGCCGACGAUGGCCGACGAGCUUCGCCUCGGCAUGCUCCACGACUGCUUCGGCCGCGAGCGCCAUGCGACAGACCGCGACGACAUGGCGGGCGCCGGUAACUUCAUGCGCAACUCGCGGACCUUGUACGUUGGCGGGCUCAAGCCCAAGAGCAUGGUCACGGACAUCGUUAUGCAAGCGUUUGAAGAGUGGGGUGAGGUCGAGAACGUCAACAUUGUGCACCGCCUCACGACAGCGUUCGUCCGGUAUCGCCACCGCACGUCGGCCGAGUUUGCAAAGGAAGCGAUGAGCAACCAGGCGCUCGAAGACAGCGAAAUCCUCCAGAUCAAGUGGGCCAUGGACGACCCGAACCCAGUCGCCAAGGCUGCGGCCCAGCGAGCGGAUGCUGAUGCGGUGCAUGCGAUGCUCAAGUCGCGCAACGUCUCGACGACAGCCGCGCCAUUCGACUACCCCGAGACGUACCAGAUGCAGGCCAACAAGAAGCAGAAGGCGCUCACGGACGCCAACAUGUACCCGGACACGGACACGCAGUUUGCUGCGACGCACCACGCGGCCAUCGAGCAGCAGAAGCAGAUGAAGCUCCUGAGCUACGCCGACCAGAGCGACGACGAAGGCGAGGAUAACGCGUAGAGGCCACCCACGAUCCAAGUGCCUCGUAGGUCUCUUGCAGCUACACUGUACGUACUACGUUCCUUGCUUAAGACCUGUAUCUAUGCAGCGCCAGAUCAAUUGUGAUACUCGAAGAAGGAGAUUGGUGCUAGCAGUGAAG